This is a messenger RNA of Eubalaena glacialis (North Atlantic right whale), 1921 nucleotides long. RefSeq names its product RAB32, member RAS oncogene family (gene RAB32). NCBI's taxonomy places the organism in Eukaryota, Metazoa, Chordata, Mammalia, Artiodactyla, Balaenidae. Gene Ontology annotation, biological process: vesicle-mediated transport. Gene Ontology annotation, cellular component: vesicle; Golgi apparatus; trans-Golgi network. The record is from RefSeq and is a predicted model, not a curated record. Gene Ontology annotation, molecular function: GTPase activity; GTP binding. The transcript is spliced from 3 exons. The coding region runs from base 300 to 974 and encodes 224 amino acids.
GCCCGCCGGGAGCGCAGGCGGCGGCGGGCAGAGGCCUCCUCACCCCGGCCUCCCUAGCCAGGCCAGCCCCCGGCCCUUUCCCCGCCCCGCGCGGGCUGCGAGCGGCGGCGGGUUCCGGGUCCUGUGACCGGUCAGGCGCUGCGGCAGCGCGGCGGGGAGGGCGGCCGGCCUCGGGGAAGUUUCGACGGCCGGCGGGGGCUCCCAGGGCGCCGCGGGGAGGGCGCGUCCGGGCGGGGGCCCCGGCGCGGAGCCCGAGCUUACCGAGAGCGGCCGGCCGGCUGAGCGAGGCCGGGGCGCUCAUGGCGGGCGGCGGAGCCGCGGACCCGGGCCGGGGGGCGGCCGCCGCCACGGUGCCCGAGACCCGUGAGCACCUCUUCAAGGUGCUGGUCAUCGGCGAACUUGGCGUGGGCAAGACCAGCAUCAUCAAGCGCUACGUCCACCAGCUCUUCUCCCAGCACUACCGGGCCACCAUCGGGGUGGACUUCGCUCUCAAGGUCCUCAACUGGGACAGCAGGACACUGGUGCGCCUGCAGCUGUGGGACAUCGCGGGACAGGAACGGUUUGGCAACAUGACCCGAGUAUAUUACAAAGAAGCUGUUGGUGCUUUCGUUGUCUUUGAUAUAUCGAGAGGUUCCACGUUUGAAGCCGUUUUAAAAUGGAAAAAUGAUCUGGAUAGUAAAGUCCAUCUUCCAAACGGCAACCCUAUUCCUGCUGUCCUCUUAGCUAACAAAUGUGACCAGAAAAAAGACAGUGGCCAGAAUACUCCCCAGAUGGACCAGUUUUGCAAAGAACAUGGCUUCACUGGAUGGUUUGAAACCUCUGCAAAGGAUAACAUAAACAUAGAUGAAGCAUCCCGGUUCCUAGUGGAGAACAUUCUUGCCAACCACCAAAGCUUCCCUAAUGAAGAAAACGACGGCAGAAUUAAACUGGAUGAGGAGACCGUGAAAAAAGAGAACAAAUCCCAGUGUUGCUGACUCAGCGUCUGCUUCUCUCCUGCGGAUGCAGUCUGAUUCGGUUGGAAGCAAAUUCCUGAGACUGGAUCAUGGAUGGUGGAUAUGCUGCUCCAUGAAUCUUCAGGGCUGUGCCUUAAAAUAACAAGGAUGGCACCCCUGGGAGCCUGUGACGAAAGGGGACGCUGGUGAAGGAGUCCUGCCGGUGGCUCUGCCCCUUCACCUGUGAACACUUAGGCUUCUGUUGUUGUUGCCAUCAUAUUCAGGAUAAUGCUUAUGUCCUUUUUAACAUCUUUUAAAAUGACAGUUCUUCAGGAUUUGUUAAGACUUGGAAGUUGUGGCUUUCAGUGUGAACACUGGGCUGGUAAUAAACUUUCCCUGCAGUCUCACUGUAGUUUCAUGAGUCUGUAUUUUUGUCUCCCGUAUCCUAUCCUCAAGUUCGAGGGAGGCUUUUAGACCCUUUUAGCCACAGAAAGCUGGAAGUUUCUGUUUAGCAAUUUAUUUUUCUAGUCAAAACUUUGAUACUUCAUGUAAAAUUGUUAUCCUUAAAUAUUGUAAUUUAACUAGUCCUGGCUAGUGUGACAUGUGGUUAUUCCCCUUAAAUACAUUAAAAUCCCCUUCCUAAUGACUCAGGAAGCACUCACACCACACUGGUACUCUGAUCUGGUUGGACCAGUUGGAAACAAUAUAAAUGAACAUCUCUUCUUUUCUCUCCCUAGUCCAUUCUCUCCUUUCUUCUUCCUGUGUGUUUGUUUAUAACUAAGAGCCUGAUAGAUAUUACUGCUGCAGUUGUAACUAGUCUUUUCAAAUCUGUAAUAAUAAUCGUUAAGGAGUGAAUUUAUUUCAAAACAUAUACAAUUAAAUCGAGAUUUCUAUAGUAGGCAUUGUGAAAGAAAUUAGGUCGUGUGUGGUUUUAUACAAAGUUUUGAACAUUUAAAGUAUAGUACAUGAGAAACAAAGCAGGCUCACAA